Molecule: messenger RNA, 413 nt
Organism: Racocetra persica
Lineage: Eukaryota; Fungi; Glomeromycota; Glomeromycetes; Diversisporales; Gigasporaceae
Source: the annotation of a GenBank genome assembly
UCCGCAUUAAUUGUGCUGUAUGUCAAGAUUUUAACCUCUGCGUUACCUGUUUUACUUCUGGAGAAGAAUUGGAGAAACAUAAGAGUUGGCACGAUUAUCGUGUUUUGGAGCAAUACUCGUUCCCAUUAUUUAACGAAGAUUGGGGAGCAGAUGAGGAAGAAUUAUUGAUUGAGGGCGCAGAAAUGCAUGGCUUGGGUAAUUGGGCAGAUAUUGCAGAAUUUAUAGGGAAUCGAACAAAAGAAGAUUGUGAGCAACAUUAUAUGAAAGCGUAUGUUAAUAGUGAAACAUGGCCACUGCCGGAUAUGAAUGUGAAAUUUCAAAUAGAUGAAGAGACGAUGCGUGAACGAAAACGGCGGCGUUUGCAGACAAUAGAAAAUCGACCUCAAAACUCAACGCAGAAAACUCCUACAAAG